Messenger RNA from Acaulospora colombiana, 905 nucleotides. Lineage: Eukaryota; Fungi; Glomeromycota; Glomeromycetes; Diversisporales; Acaulosporaceae. The record is from the annotation of a GenBank genome assembly.
GUAGAAUUUGCGUCCGUAUAAAAGAUUUCCAAGGUAUCACGCCUCCUGAUGCCAUACGAAUCCCGUCAAGCCCUUACUUUGAAGGGAAUAAGGAUAAAUAUUCGAUACAAGUUCAAGGGACAUUUAAAGGGAAACGAUGGACAGCAGAUGACAUCCUCUUUGGUAACGACUUUGAUCGCAGAAUUAAGUUACCACGCAUAAGUUGGUUAGGUCUGAAAGUUCUCAAGUGGAUAGAUCCUUGCUUAGAGACUGAUCUCGAUUGUGAUAAACCUUGGGCUUAUAGCCCAUUAUUUUUCACAAUCAAUACAUUACGCGUCGAACAUCAGAAUCACGAAAGUGAACUUCCGCCGUGGCCUUCAUCCAAUGGUAGACGCAUUGAAGAAGGUACAAUAUAUAAUCCCGAUCACAAGUCAUUAAUUUCAAGUGACGUUUCUUCGCGUAAAAAAUACUUCACCUCCGAGAGUAAUCGAAAAGAAUUUGAAGUCACCGAAGAUCAAAUCUUGAACCUUGAUUUUUUUAACCCUUAUGUUGAUUUUAAUAAUAUUGCGGUGAAGCUUCCCGGACUUCAACUUGGAAUAUUGCAAUAUUGGGAUGGACAGCCUUUCCGCUAUGUUUGUAAAUCACGUGAUUCUUCUGUCAUCUUCUUUAUUGUUAUGUUUGAACUGGUAGAGAUAAACGAUGAAAAGGAUAACGGUAAUGAGAUGAUUAGGCCGCCUAUAACCAGGAUCGAACAUGAUCGGGAAGAUGCUUUGACACCGAAAUCUGGUGCCAGAUGGGCAUCGGUUAAAUCACCUUCUUCUCAAGUGUUUUCGUCUCAUUAUCCUCCAAAUUCGUUUUCCUCGGAUUCUCCAGUUAAGAAUUUGCGUACCGACAAAAAUACCAAUUACGAGAACGAUAGUGAUUGA